GGAGCAGAAGAAGACGGAGAGAGAGAGUGAGCUUAAAGAGGCUGGAUGACAUUUUCAGCUCUCCACACCCAAAUCUGUGGAAAAUUCCUUCAGUUUGCAGACUGCUGCAGAGCUGGCUCGCUGAGACCGACUGAGGGAGGAGGAAAGACGGUGAAUUUUAACUGGACAGAGUGCUGAAGCAGAAGAAGGGGGGGACAAACGUUGAAUGUUGGAUUUUGUCUUUCUGUUGCAAGUGCUGUGACAGGAGCUGCAGAUGAGAUACCCUUGAAAUGUGUGUUAGGAGGUUUUUUGAUGACUAAGGCGACGAACAUCUUGGACUGCUUCAGUGUGAGGACCAACGAAGAGAAACUGCUGCUUUACCACGACAAAAGAAGAUACACGUGUUCCGGAAAAAACUGACCUGUUUCCUGUUAAGGAGCAUCUGUUACUUCCUUCCAGUCUGUCACCCUGGGGAAGGCAACGCUCCUUCGAUCCCCCCGAUUUCCCCCUUCCUCUCCAUCAUCAUCACCAUCAUCGUCCUCGCCACCGCUGAAGACCGUUUCAGCGACCCGUUUCACCCUGACCUCAGGUUUCAGGUGGAAAAGGUUCCGGCUCCCUGAAUCGCCCAUCAUGCACAUCAAGACCACCAAGUGUAACCGCUUCUGCCUGGUCGCCUCGGUGACCAACCAGGAAGUUUUCAACCAUCCCGAGGCACAGGCCAGUUUCGAAGCCUCGUUCCGCUCUUUCGACCCGGAGGUGCAGUUCCAGUACUUCAAGUCUUUCCGCCGAGUCAGGAUCAGUUUCAGUGACGCUCUGGCUGCAGCCGAGGCGAGACUCCGGCUCCACAAGACCGACUUCAACGGCAAAGAGAUGAGGCUCUACUUUGCCCAGUCUGUCCACAUAGGGAGUCCUCGGCUAGAGCCCCCCAAGCCAGAAAAGCAGUUCCUGAUCUCCCCCCCUGCCUCCCCUCCGGUUGGCUGGGAACAGUCGCAGGAUGCCACGCCGGUCAUCAACUACGACCUUCUGUGUGCCAUCUCGAAGCUGGGACCAGGGGAGAAGUAUGAGCUCCACACCGCCACCCCCACCACCCCCAGCGUGGUUGUCCAUGUCUGCGAGGAUGAGCACGGUGACAGCUCAGCCCCCGAUGACAGCGACCAAGACGACAAGCCCCGCCCCCCGCGGCCGAAGAUCAUCCAGACGCGACGGCCCGACUACACGCCCGGAGUGGAGCAGUGAGCGAUGACAAGCAGGGGGCGCAGUGUGACGACUGUAACAUUUCAUCCUGAAGUGAUUGGUCAAGAGCUCAACAUGCUCUCAGAGCUUUGAAGAAGGUUUGGGGACUUUUGGAAGGCACCUGAAGGUGCUGCGAUGUCCUGUAGACGAGCAUUUCAUUGGGCAGAGACAGAAAACAUAGUCUUGAAUGCUGCAUUCAUGUUCUGUGGGAAAAGAAAGGAGGGAUGGAUUUCCUGGUGGUAAAAACUGUUCAGUUUAGCCAUCAAAUGAUAUGUACUGCUUGUGAAUUAGAGGUUUGGAGGUGGAGCUAAAGGAAAUUAAAUUAAUAUAUACUAAUGUUUUGAUUGUAGUGCUUAAGUAAAGAGCCUGGAGACUUUGCUGAAUUUUUGGUUUGUGGUGAUAUUUUGCAGAGAAAAAAUAACGGAAAAACGUGUUUUGUGAGGUGAGACUGGUCAAGUGCUGAUAAUGUUCCGUGCAAGGCCAUCAAAGUGAUGUGGAUGCUCGUUAUUCCCACAUGACAUGAAUGCAGCAUCACUCUGACAGGUCAUGUUUGCGUUUUCCUCAUGUAGAGUUAAUGGAUUGAAGAGGGAAAACAACUUGUGAAAUGAUUUCUUUUGAACAUAACCUUUCCGACAGUUGAUUUUUUUGCGAGGGUGCCACAUGUGUACGUCAGUCAGCUGUAGAGUUUGCACGCUGUUGGCAUGUGCUUCAUCACUUCUACUUUGGUUGCGUGGUCAUUUCGGCACUGCAGCGCCCCAUUACUCCUCACCACUGCUUGAUGUCACAGCUUCACUUUUGCAGCUGUCCUGUGGUAAACGUGUUGUCAAGCCAAAGCUCGCCUCACUACCAGUGUGUUUUGCUUACAUUCAAACGUUUCAAAAUGAGGAGUUUGCAUCCACAGUGUUGUUCCUGUAAUGACUUCUAACAGUGUUAUCUGGGGAUUCCUUCAGUUUUGGUACUCUGCCUGUCUGUCUGUGUUUUGGUUGUUGUGUAGCAAAGAACUGUUGCUGUUUGACAUGUAGUGAAGCUAAAAAUACAACAGCUGUAUGAGGCUUUUAACUUUGGAGUAUAGGACACAGACCCAGCCCCUUUUAACCACGGUGUGCUGUCAUUAAAAAAUGAAAACAAAAUGGGGCUAUUUGGGCUAAACCGUGUUCUGAAAGAAUACAGCACUGUUGUGUUAACCUAUGACUCCAGGCACUUACUGGCCAUUUGAUAAGAGUGAUUUUAAAGAGAUUAGCUUGUUGCCUAUAGUCCAUGUCUUGGCCGUUUAUAUAACACUUGUGUGUAGGAAAAUAUGCAGUGGAAGUAUGUAUGUGGGUCUGUUUCUGUUCAGACAGGUGUGUUAACUGAGGCGCCAGCCUUUUAUUAGUGCUAUGACAUGGUGUUGAUACACACCUACUUUUAUUUUAAAUUUUCAAAAAACAAGAAGAAGCUAAAAUGUUGCACCAAUUUUUUUUAAUACUUUGUUGAAAACACACCUGUGUGAACAGAUUUGUCUGUCUCAUGAUAAAUGAACUUGCCAUUGCAAUUAGCUUUUCUUGCUUUUUCAGCUGGAUCCUCCCCAUGUGUUGCUUUAUUAACUUCAAGCUAAAUCUCAACAAAAUCUUAAGCUGUGUAGCUUUGUCUCUACACCUGACCUCAAUGAGAAAAGUGAGUGUAAAAUGGGAAGACCAGCCGCCCAAACAUCCAGUGUUACAUUUUCUUUCACAAAAAUCAGUUUCUUUGGUGCCACAGUAGUUGUAAAAUUUGAAAGUGGGCAGCCCUAAAGCCUGCAGGUCCACUGUGCAGCAAUUGGUCUGUUCUAAUUAAAUCUACUCUAAAUGUGUUUGUUAAUAAUGUAUGCACCAUUGAAGCCCAUUAUAAACUGACAUGAUCUGGGCUGUGAGGCACCAGCUGCAUAAUUACUGGUUUGUAUUGUGCUUACAUGGUGCAUUUUACUAGAUACUGAAUGUGUGCUUAAUGAAUCCACAGUGCACAGAGAGUAGGAGUAACAGGUUUCAUUAGGGAACGCUAUUUGGGUUUUUUCAGCCCUUCAUCAAUAGAUAAAUGCUGCUGACAAAUCAUACUGAUGUUAAUCACUUGUAGACUGGUCCUGUCUAUUUAUCCUCAAUUGACCUCCAUUCAUGAUAUGAAUGAGAACACACUGCAUGUGCAUUAACAAGGCUUUUUGUGGCCAGUAUUGUCUGUAGUCUUGGCUUGAAGAAAGCUGUCUUUUUUCAUUUUUGGGGCUUGUGGCAGCAACGUAUAAUGGGUCACAUGUUGUACUUGUAAAACUUACAUUAAAAUGCCACUUUAAAUGGGUUGGAAAUGAAAUAAAAGCUGCUUUUUUUGUAGUUAACAGCAUCUUCAGAUGGUUACAUGUAUUAAGGGAUACACUCUGUAGACUGUACUAAUGCUGGUGUAGUCAUGACGCCCGAAGAAAUGUUUUUCUUCCAGAGGAUCUCACUGAAGCCAGCGUUCAGGGUGAUAAGAGAACGAUAACUUGUGGAAACAGCACUGUGAAGCACAUGACACACUGCCAGUACUUUAGAAAGCUCAUCUGUCACAUAUCAAGAGGAUUGGAGGUUGCAUAUGGCUCUGUCAGUUUAACUACUUUUUUACGACUGGUAUUUUAAGUUCAUUUAUCUUUGAAAAAGUUAUUUACAUUAUUGAGUUACCAUUAAAUAAAGGUUUGACCAUCUAA
This is a messenger RNA of Chelmon rostratus (copperband butterflyfish), 3898 nucleotides long. Its product is annotated as calcipressin-1-like. The record is from RefSeq and is a predicted model, not a curated record. Gene Ontology annotation, biological process: calcium-mediated signaling. The transcript has 4 exons. Gene Ontology annotation, molecular function: nucleic acid binding; calcium-dependent protein serine/threonine phosphatase regulator activity. Gene Ontology annotation, cellular component: cytoplasm; nucleus. NCBI's taxonomy places the organism in Eukaryota, Metazoa, Chordata, Actinopteri, Chaetodontiformes, Chaetodontidae. The coding region runs from base 610 to 1215 and encodes 201 amino acids.